UCCAUUAUGUCAUUAGCUUCGAUAGGUGGGUUUUUCAAUUAAUUUGUUAAUUGAGGGUGUGUAAUGUCUAAUCGUUCUAUAUAGAGUUGAUGGAUAAAUAAUAACCGAGUUUAAUGUAUUACGAAUAUCACAAAGUUCAUCUCACAUUUAGUUUGAGAUACCCACUUAGUGAGUGAGUUGUUGAAAGUAACCCGUUCGAUUUCGUUGAACUAAACGUUUUUUUUUACAAAAAUGUUUACAAUUAAUUCGCAAAAGGAUAAGCCACUCUGCAUAUACGGUGUAUUUCGUCCCCUUUACAUUAUAGCCCGAGUGUUUGGCUUUUUUCCAUUUUCCCUAAAUCUAGAGACCAAUGACAUUCGUUUCACAACUAUCGAUUUGUUCGUAUUUGUGGUACAAGUGGCAAUCUAUUCCUGUACCACGUACCUGAACAUUAUCUACAAUCUUGUGGAAUUUUUGGUUAUGUCAGCACUACUGGCACAAGGAUUGCGAAUUGGCGUAAUAUUUGGAUUGUUGAAUUCAAUUGCAUUUCUGUUUGCGGAUUUGUGUCAUCGCCAUCAAGCCUUUGAUAUAUUCAUAUUGUAUCAGGAUUUCGAUUUGCAGAUGCGAUUUUUCGGAUCGACCUUGAAUAACACGCAGAUCAAACGACACGUUCACAUAUACGUUUUUGUGUGGAUUGCAAUAUCUGUUGUUUAUGCUGGUGUUUCAUUGUGGAUUAUGGACAACUUUUUUAACUUCAUUUCUAUUGCCCUACUCUUUUUAUCAUUUUUCAUAUCAACCGCUGUUUUUGGAGUAGCACUAUCGAUCUAUGCAUUUCUUAUUUUCAACAUUAGGAUGCGAUUUCGCUUACUGAAUGAGACUUUGAGAAAAUUGCCGAUAAAAACAGCAGACGUUAGUGUCGUUAAGGUAACUAACAAGGCUAGUAAUUUGCUUGCUAAUAUUAUGAAACUAGCCGAACUGCACGAUAAGCUAAACACUAUUUUGGACCUAGUAAAUAAAUGCUACUCGAUUCAGGCAAUGUUCGCUUUCGCUGUAAGUUUCACGUUUGUAGUAUUUAGCUUUUUUGGUAUUUAUCGUGGUUGGACUACGAAUACUGGUAACAAUGAACAAUUUCUCCUAUCCGUGGUACUGACGAUGUGGGCCUCCUAUUACAUGUUUUUCGUAAUGAACGUUUUGUGGGCUGGUCAAUCAUCGAAAAGCGAGGGGAAGUUUACUGCAGUACUAGUACAUCGAGCAAUCAACAAGUGUCAUGAUAUGGAGGUCAUUGAAAGGUUGAUGGCAUUUUCUAACCAAAUCAGCCACAGAAUUCCGGAUGCGAAUUGUAAAUUAUUUUCUUUUGACUGGACAUUACUAUUUUCGAUUGUCGCAGCCACAUCAACCUACUUAAUAAUUCUCAUACAAUUUGAUGCUUCCGGCUACAAACCACCGUCGUUCGGAAUAAAUAAUUUUACUCUACUGGUCAACUGAAACAAAAAAUUGCCUCUACUUAAAACACCGGAUCGUUAG
Messenger RNA from Bradysia coprophila, 1503 nucleotides. Its product is annotated as putative gustatory receptor 28a. Lineage: Eukaryota; Metazoa; Arthropoda; Insecta; Diptera; Sciaridae. Gene Ontology annotation, biological process: sensory perception of taste; male courtship behavior; chemosensory behavior. Gene Ontology annotation, cellular component: dendrite; neuronal cell body; axon. The record is from RefSeq and is a predicted model, not a curated record.